UUCACUCUGGCGACCUAGUUAUCGAAACGCUGCCGCAGUUUGAUUUUCAGUGAUAUUUUAAAAGGCACAAUAUGAAUUUUAAAGUGACGUUGAAUUUACAUGCCAGGCUGAUAGCUGCAUUUAUUGGAUCCACAAUUCUGGCGAUGAUGCUGUGGGAUCGCAGUGGAAAUUUUGAUAGUGAUAAUCCACUGAAUUAUAAAGAACAUGGUGACGACAGGGUGCUCACCCGAGAGAAAAGAAAUACUUUUGCUAGGAAGCUGCGACAAGCAUACUCAUCACUGAAUGACGUAGAAGGUUGCUGCAGCCUACCACCCUUGUUACCCUCUGAAGCACUUGCUGCCUGCAAUCCCAUUUUUGAAGGGAAAACUGUAAACAAGCGACAAAAGCAGAAGCAACAAUCGCAGAAAAAGAAAAACAACAACGCACCUCUGAGUUUGAUCAAUCAAAUAUCUAAAAGACUAUUUCCACAAAACAACAAAAAGUCGAAUGCAGCACGAAAGGGCCGCCAAACUACAGCUGCAGCUCAAAAAAUCACGCUCCAGUCGGUGUGUUACACAGACUGUACGUUUUCCUAUUUGAACUUGCUGAACGAAUCAGCCCUCAUGCUGAAUGAUAUAGAGUUAACUAUGAAGGACACGAUCAACAAUAAGACAAUCAAUGAUGUUCUGGACGACGCCCUUUACACAUGUGAAGAACCCUCGGCGUGUGCAACGCCAGAAUCAAUCCUACUUGAUGGGAAAUAUUGUUCAAUUAAACCUACUAUUUUGAUGAACUGCGUGAGAAAACAUUUACUGGAGUCUCUCAAAGGCAAAAAUUGCAAGAGGACACCUGAUUGCACUGCAAAGAUGGCAAACCUCAAGAGGACAAAUAUGCUGAACAUGCAAAAUUAAAAUGUACUAACAAUAAGAAAAAGAUCUUCAUGAAACAAAAAUAAUCUAGAAGUUAUUAGUUAAAUUUAUUAUUUUAAGACAAAUUGCUUGACUAUAACUGGAUCUACACUGAGAAUCUUUGUUACCUAGACGAUAAGAUUAAUUAAUAGAAAAUAAAAUGCCUGAUUAAUUAUAGCAAAGGUUGAUUUAAAAUUUUUAAGUGAUGCCGAUUGCAGAGAGUGUAAAAUAAUUUGUGAAUUUUUUAAUAUGAUUUGGCAGAGAUUGCAUAGU
Molecule: messenger RNA, 1160 nt
Organism: Neocloeon triangulifer
Lineage: Eukaryota; Metazoa; Arthropoda; Insecta; Ephemeroptera; Baetidae
Exons: 10
Coding region: 72-890 (272 amino acids)
Source: RefSeq, a predicted model, not a curated record